AUGCUGCUGGACGCCGGCCCGCAGUUCCCGGCCCUCGGAGUGGGCACCUUCGCCCGGCACCACCACUCGGCCGCGGCGGAGAUGCAGGACCGGGAGCUGAGCCUGGCGGCGCAGAACAGCUUCGUGGACUCGGCGGCGGCGCACAUGGGCGCCUUCAAGCUCAACGCCGGCGCCCACGACCUCUCCCCCGGGCAGAGCUCGGCGUUCACCUCGCAGGCUCCCGGUUACCCUGCCGCUGCCCUGGGCCCCCACGCCGCUCAUGUCGGUUCCUACUCCGGGACGCCCUUCAACUCUACCCGGGACUUCUUGUUUCGCAGCCGGGGCUUCGGGGACUCGUCGCCGGCCGGCGGACAGCACGGCAUCUUCGGCCCUGCGGCCGGCAGCCUGCACCAUCCGCACACGGACGCUCAGAGCCACCUCCUCUUCCCGGGCAUCCACGACCAGCACGGUCCCCACGCCUCCCAAAAUGUUCUCAACGGGCAGAUGCGACUGGGCUUGCCGGGGGAGGUAUUCGCCCGGUCGGAUCAGUACCGCCAGGUUUCCAGCCCCAGGACUGACCCUUACUCGGCGGCUCAGCUGCACAACCAGUACGGCCCCAUGAAUAUGAAUAUGGGCAUGAACAUGGCAGCCCACCACCACCACCACCCAGGUGCCUUUUUCCGCUACAUGCGGCAGCAGUGCAUCAAGCAAGAGCUCAUCUGCAAGUGGAUCGAUCCCGAACAGCUGAACAACCCCAAAAAAAGUUGCAAUAAAACUUUCAGCACCAUGCACGAGUUGGUCACCCAUGUCUCGGUGGAGCACGUUGGGGGACCCGAGCAGAGCAACCAUGUCUGCUACUGGGAGGAGUGUCCCCGCGAAGGCAAACCUUUCAAAGCGAAAUACAAACUGGUCAAUCAUAUCCGAGUGCACACGGGAGAGAAACCCUUCCCCUGCCCCUUCCCUGGCUGUGGAAAAGUUUUCGCCAGAUCAGAAAAUCUCAAAAUUCACAAAAGGACGCACACAGGGGAGAAGCCCUUCCAGUGCGAGUUCGAAGGCUGCGAUCGGCGCUUCGCCAACAGCAGCGACCGCAAGAAGCACAUGCACGUCCACACCUCGGAUAAGCCCUACCUGUGCAAGAUGUGCGACAAGUCCUACACCCACCCCAGCUCCCUGCGGAAACACAUGAAGGUGCACGAGUCGUCCCCUCAAGGCUCCGAAUCCUCCCCGGCCGCCAGCUCCGGCUACGAGUCCUCCACCCCCCCGGGGCUGGUGUCCCCUAGCGCCGAGUCGCAGAGCACCAACAACCUCUCCCCUGCGGCGGCGGCGGCGGCGGCGGCAGCGGCGGCGGCCGUGUCCGCCGUGCACCGGGGCGGCGGCGGCGGCAGCGGCGGCGGCGGCGGCGGCCACAGCGGCCUUUCCUCCAACUUCAACGAGUGGUACGUGUAG
Molecule: messenger RNA, 1425 nt
Organism: Haemorhous mexicanus (house finch)
Lineage: Eukaryota; Metazoa; Chordata; Aves; Passeriformes; Fringillidae
Gene: ZIC2
Product: Zic family member 2
Exons: 3
Coding region: 1-1425 (474 amino acids)
Biological process (GO): regulation of transcription by RNA polymerase II; central nervous system development
Cellular component (GO): nucleus
Molecular function (GO): DNA-binding transcription factor activity, RNA polymerase II-specific; RNA polymerase II cis-regulatory region sequence-specific DNA binding
Source: RefSeq, a predicted model, not a curated record